UUAUACCUGGGCAUAUUUCGUGCAUACAGAGAGAUUUGCUGUAUUUGUAAUUGUCCUCUUGACAAGUGUGGUACUUGUCACCUUUACAGGUUCUCGCGCUCUAGUUUGAGUCAAGAAGAAAGACCGCAGAUUUUCAUUGUCAACUUUACAAUUCAAUCCUCCGCUGAUAAUUAUGACUGAAGUUAAGUUGGUUAAAAAUAAAAUCAAAAAACUCUCUACCAGAGAAGAAUUGAAGACUUUCUCCAACGAGGCGUUAAUAGACAGAGUCUUACAGCUGGAAGCGCAUAAUUUACAAUUAAAAAAUAUAAUCACCAAACACAUGCACGAUGAUAACAUCCCAAAUUCAAAUUGUCCUAAGAGCGGCAAGGGAUUUGACUUUUCCAAAAGUCACAAAAGGCAUAUUCUUCUCAAGUUCUACUAUCUGGGCUGGGACUAUCAAGGAUUCGCCACCCAGGAAGACACGAUAAAUACAAUUGAGCAGCAUUUGUUUGCGGCAUUGAAGAAAAGUUGCUUAAUACAAAAUCGAGAAGACUCAAAUUACCAUCGUUGUGGUAGAACAGACAAGGGUGUUAGUGCGUUUUCUCAGGUCAUUUCAUUGGAUGUGAGAAGUAAAUUAAGUCAAGAAAAUAAAAAUAAUCUACAAGAAGAAUUACCAUAUUGUAAAAUAUUAAAUAGGCUACUGCCACAGAACAUUAGAUGCGUUUGCUGGUCUCCAGCUGCUGCCGAUUUUUCUGCAAGAUUUAAUUGCAAACAAAGACAAUAUAAAUAUUUUUUUCCAAGGGGCAAUUUGAACAUAAAUGAUAUGAACACAGCAGUCAGAUAUACCAUUGGCACCCAUGACUUUAGAAAUAUAUGCAAGAUGGAUGUUGCUAACGGAGUUGUGUCUUUUGUAAGAGCUAUUUCAGCUGCUGAAAUUUCGUUAUACUCUAAAGAUUCUGAGCAGGUAGAGACCUCAGGGUACGACAUGUGCCAACUGACUCUGACAGGCCAGGCUUUUCUGUGGCAUCAAAUUCGAUGCUUGAUGGGAAUUCUGCUGCUAGUAGGUCAAGGAAAAGAGAGGCCAGAAGUAAUUCUGGAACUACUGAAUGUAGAGAAGUAUCCCAGAAAACCUCAGUAUAGCAUGGCAUCUGAAAUACCAUUGAAUUUGUUCCGCACUGAUUUUGAAAUCACUGAAUGGAUAUUUGAUCAAGAUGAAUUAGCCCAAGUCAUAAAAACCUUACAAUCAGAUUGGGCUUUAAAUACCAUCAAAUCUGCAAUGACUAGAGAAAUGCUAACAGACAUGCAAGCGAAAUUAACAAAUGCUGAAAAACUAAAUUUCCAAAGCGAUUGUCUAUUGACGGGUGUCAAAUCAAAAAUUUAUCAACCUCUGCUGCAACGAACAACCUGUGAACCCCUGGAAAACAGAAUCGACCAUUAUGUGAAGAAACGAAGGCUGGAAGUUAAGCAAUAUGAACCAGUAGACGGAUCCAUCUCAGAAGAUUCUGAAAGCUCCAUGAAAUACUGUUGAACGAAUCAAAUGAUGUAUUUUUAUCUCUCAUGAAAUAGAUGAUGGUUAUUUUAUAAAUUGUAAUAAUUAUAAACAAAGUAUAUCUAUCCCUUCUGA
Messenger RNA from Neodiprion virginianus, 1603 nucleotides. RefSeq names its product tRNA pseudouridine(38/39) synthase. Gene Ontology annotation, molecular function: RNA binding; pseudouridine synthase activity. The record is from RefSeq and is a predicted model, not a curated record. Gene Ontology annotation, cellular component: cytoplasm; nucleus. NCBI's taxonomy places the organism in Eukaryota, Metazoa, Arthropoda, Insecta, Hymenoptera, Diprionidae. The coding region runs from base 173 to 1507 and encodes 444 amino acids. Gene Ontology annotation, biological process: tRNA pseudouridine synthesis; mRNA pseudouridine synthesis. The transcript has 6 exons.